Molecule: messenger RNA, 981 nt
Organism: Brugia pahangi
Lineage: Eukaryota; Metazoa; Nematoda; Chromadorea; Rhabditida; Onchocercidae
Source: the annotation of a GenBank genome assembly
AUGGGUCUUUGUCAAAGUGAAGAGGAAAAAAAACUACACGAAAGAAGUAAAGGGAUUGGUCGUGAAAUCAAUGAAAGUGCGAUCGAAAGUGCCAAAGCUAUCAAACUGCUAUUACUCAGUACUGGUGAUUCGGGUAAGAGCACAUUGCUAAUGCAGAUGAGAAUUUUACACAGUAGUGUUUUUACGCAGGAUGAAAUAAUAAAGCAACGUUUGGUUGUAUUCGAGAAUACAAUUCAUGCAAUGGAUGAUAUCUUAAAAGUUAUGGAACGGUGUAGUAUUAAAUUCAGUGAACCAGCUAGAAAGGAUGAUUCAGUUGUCAUUGCUCAAGCGAUUAGCACAGAAUCGAAGUCAAUAACUUAUGAGAUUGCAACAGCAAUCAAGAAUCUGUGGCAAGAUCCUGCAAUUCAAAAUAUUUACGAAAGGAGACAUGACCAUAAUCUACAUGAGUCUGCCAAACAUUUUUUCGAUAGUAUCGAUCGGAUAACAGCUUUGGAUUACAAACCGAGUGAGCAAGAUAUAUUGUUAACAAGAAUAAAAACGACUGGAAUUGUGGAAGUUCAUUUUACUAUUAAAAAUAUUCCAUUCAGAGUAUUUGAUGUGGGUGGACAACGAUCGGAAAGGAAAAAAUGCAUUCAUUAUUUUGAAGACGUCAGCGCUGUUAUAUACGUUGCGGCUAUUAGUGAAUAUGCCGAAGUUUUAUUCGAAGAUAAUACUACUAAUCGUAUGGUGGAAAGUAUGUGUUUAUUUGAAACAAUAUGCAAUAGUCGAUGGAUCGCUUUUCCUCACUACAACGGACCUCAAACAUACGAAGAUUCGAUAGCUUUCAUAACGAAAAGCUUUGAAGCCUUAAAUACCAAUCCAGAAAAGACAAUUUAUGUGCAUCAAACCUAUGCUACCGAUACCAGUCAGGUUCAAAUAAUUCUGGAUAAUGUCAUCGUUAUGGUUAUUGAAAAAAAUUUAAAGAAAGUCGGCAUGUUUUGA